CGUGGACCCUCCCGGUUCCGGUGCGGUUGAGGCCCGGGGUGGUGAACGAGUCUCCGACACCAUGUCUGGUUUGUCUGGCUUGCUAUCCCAGCGUGGCCCUUGCCCGUUGGCGUUGCUACUUUUGCUCCUGGUCGGCCCCAGUUCGGUCCUCGCCAUCUCUUUCCAUCUCCCUGUUAACUCCCGCAAGUGCCUCCGCGAGGAAAUCCACAAGGACCUGCUAGUGACGGGAGCGUACGAGAUAAACGAUCAGUCUGGGGGCGCAGGCGGCCUGCGCACCCACCUCAAGAUCACAGAUUCUGCUGGCCAUAUUCUGUACUCCAAGGAAGAUGCGACUAAGGGGAAAUUUGCCUUUACCACUGAAGAUUAUGAUAUGUUUGAAGUAUGUUUUGAGAGCAAGGGAACAGGGCGGAUACCUGACCAACUCGUGACCCUAGACAUGAAGCAUGGAGUAGAGGCAAAAAAUUAUGAGGAGAUUGCAAAGGUUGAGAAGCUCAAACCUUUAGAAGUAGAGCUGCGACGCUUAGAGGACCUUUCAGAAUCCAUUGUUAAUGAUUUUGCCUACAUGAAGAAGCGAGAGGAAGAAAUGCGUGAUACCAAUGAGUCAACAAAUACUCGGGUCCUGUACUUCAGCAUCUUUUCAAUGUUCUGCCUCAUUGGAUUAGCCACUUGGCAGGUCUUCUACCUGCGUCGCUUCUUCAAGGCCAAGAAGUUGAUUGAGUAAUGAGGUGCAUUCCCCCUCCUACCUUGUAUCUCAGCCAGCAGGACAUCGCUGGGAUGUGCCUAGCUUAUGGCAUCCUACCAACAGCACCAUCAAGGCACCUUGGAGCUUUCUUACAGAACUGAUUUCUUUCAGGGUGGGGGGACAUGGGGUACCACCUAGACCCAACAAAGCCAGUGUGGGACUUCUUUUUAACUUGGUAGAAUUUGGACUGGUUUUACAAAAUUAGACUAUUACUAGGGUCACCCGUAACAACAACAGAAAAAUAGGGGUUACUUAGAUAAUGCCAAAGCCAGCAUUUGUACUGGGUUUCCUUGUGUGAUAUGUUUGAACCAUGUGUUCUUCUCUCACUUGCCCACCAGCUUGGGCUUCCACUCUAGUCCUUUUACAAAGAUUUGUAUGACCAUGUUGAACUUGUUUCAUUCUGAUUCUCUUUUUUGGGUUUCUUUGUGAAAGCAUCCUUAACUUUCUCUGACCCUGAGCUGAAAUGUUUAGGUAACUUCUUGUGAUAUACUUUCAUAAUUUUUGUCUCCUAAAAGGGUAAAGGGUGUGACAUCUCAUAGAAGUGAGCUUUGAACCGUAGAUAACUAAAAGAAAAUUUCAUUUUGUUUAGAGAAUUAAAAUAUUUGUGCUCAACUGCCUGAACUUUUCUUUUGUGUGUGUAUUCAAUUCUGUGCAUUUUUAUCACAUGUAGAUUUGUGUGACUACCACCACAAGAUACAAAACAGUUAUAUCACAUGGCUACCCUUUAUAGCUUAGCCACCUCCCUUUCCCCCACACUCCCAGCCACUGGCAGCCAAUAAUCUGUUCUCCAUCUCUAUAAUUUUGUCAUUUCAAGAAUGUUAUACAAAUGGAAUCAUACAGUAUGUAAUAUUUUGAAAUUUUUUUUCCACUCAGCAUAAUUCUUUUGUGAACCAUCUAAGUUGUUGCAUGUAUCAAUAGUUUGUUCCUUAUUAUUGCUAAGUAGUAUUCCAUGGUAUAGAUGUAUUACAGUUUGUUUAACCAUUCAUUGUUGAGGGACGUCUUGGAUUGUUUUCAGAUUUUGGCCAUUAUGAAUAAAGCUGCUGUAAACACUCAUGUACAGGUUUUUAUGUGAACAUAAAUUUUCUUUUCUCUGGGAUAAAUGCCUAAGAGGGCAAUUGCUGGGUUGUAGAUAAGCACAUGUUUAUUUUUGUAAGAAAUUGUCCUACUCUUUUCCAGUGUGGCUGUACCAUUUUACAUUCCCAUCAGCAGUAUAUGAGUGAUCUGGUUUCUCCGCAUCCUUGCCUGCAUUUGGUAUUACUAUUUUUUAGUUUAGCCAUUCUGACAGGUGUGUGCAAUGAUAGCUCAUUAUGGUUUUAAUUUGUAUUUCCUUAACGGCUAAGGAAUAUUUUCAUGUGCUUAUUUGCCAUCUGUAUAUCCUCUUCAGUGAAAUGUCUGUUCAUGUCUUUUGCCCAUUUUCUAAUUGGAUUGUUUGUUCUUUUUAAUGUUGAGUUUUGAAAGUUCCUUAUAUGUCCUAGAUAUAGUCUUUUGUCAGAUAGGUUGUUGCUUAAAUUUUUAAUACAAGCAAGGAAAAAAUAAGUAAAAUUUACCAACUCUUCAUGCAUAGGCAGUUACUGACUUAAUCCCUGUCCUUAUGUGCUAUCUCUAGAGAAUUAAGACAUAUGAGGUAUAAAAUAGCACAUCUGGGAAGAUCAGAAAUACAGUAAAUACUUGAAAAUAUAUAUUGUGGAAGCAAAACCAAGAAUCACUCUGAGAAUGAAUAUAAGGAAAUUAGAGGCCAAUAUUAAUGUAAGAGAAUGUGUGGAUACAAAUGACUGUGUUUAUAAACAGUUAUGAAAAAUACUAUCACUUGAAAUUUGUUCUUCUCCCAGAUAAUGGGUAAGACUUGUUCUUUCUGUAAUCUAUUUUUAAUAUAAUUUUUUUAUUAGAGAAGUUGUAGAUUUGCAGAAAAUAUAGUUCCUAUAUCCUCCCUCCCCCAUUAACACCUUACAUUAGCAUUGUACCUUUGUUACAGUUGAUAAAAGAAGAUUAUUACAAUUGUGCUAUCUGUAAUCUCUUUUUAACCUUGCUGAUUCUUACAGGGUUUGUCUAAUCGCAGGGGCAAGAAUUACAAGGCUUAGGUUCUUGCAGCUUGCUUGCAGUUAAGAAGCAGUAUAUUGGAAUUAACAGAGAACACUGCUAUGAUGGCCUGGAUAAAGUACAAAGGUAGAAGUGGGAGUGAGUUAUGUUGUUAAAAUCUCAGGCUGUUCUAAUAUUCCAGCUACCAUGAACCCAGAAGCCUUGUUUUUCUUUUGACUCCCUUUAUGAGUUCCUCGUGUGGCAUAAAAGUGGUUCUCUUGUUAACUUGUACAACAUUGCCAUCUGCUGUUAAGAAUUGAUAGAUACAGCUUCUUAGAACUUGGGAAUAGAAUCCUUGCCAUAGGACAGCAGAUACUGAGAAAGUCUUAUCUGUCACUUACUAAAUGACAGAGGAUACAUCCAAGUAGGAAAAAGAGUGAACAUAUUUGUGGAUUAAGAUCCAUCCUUAGAUGUUUAGAGAUGAAAGUCUAUCCUGUACCAUUAGCCUAAUGAGAUACUCUGUUAUUUCUGACUGAUACCUUUCCCCUUUUUUAGGAGCAAUGAAUGCUAUUCAGGUGGCGGUGGUCUUCUGUUCUGACAAAAUGUCAAAGAUAGGAGAGGAGAAGAUUUUAUUUUAUUGAUGUUUUUGUUCCCAAAUGUGACUCUGAACUUGAGCUUUGUGAAACUAAAAUUCUUUCAUGUCCUUCCCUUUUACUCAUGCCAGAACGUGAGCAUUUUGUGCUUUUGUUUUAAAGCUAAUUGACAUUAUAUCUUGAUUUUAUCUAAAAAAUAGAAUUGUUUGCCUAGAAAAGCAAGAGUAAAUCAUUUUUUAAAAUGGAGAUGUUAUCUGCUUUCUUCCGUUUUUAAGCAUAUUAUUCAACAUGGCCUAUAUAAAAUAAAUGAGAAUGAUACAGUUUAAGUAAGCUUUGUUAUACCAUAUCCCCUUGUCAAAAAACCAUUUUUCUGUUUAAUUGGAAAGAGGCAUGUGUGAUUUAUUAUACAGAUUGACUUGUAAGUAUUGGAUUGGAGGUUUUUCUGUAAAUUUUCUCAAAUAAAGGCCUGUGGAAACCA
Molecule: messenger RNA, 3829 nt
Organism: Choloepus didactylus (southern two-toed sloth)
Lineage: Eukaryota; Metazoa; Chordata; Mammalia; Pilosa; Megalonychidae
Gene: TMED10
Product: transmembrane p24 trafficking protein 10
Exons: 5
Coding region: 62-721 (219 amino acids)
Biological process (GO): endoplasmic reticulum to Golgi vesicle-mediated transport; Golgi organization; intracellular protein transport
Cellular component (GO): endoplasmic reticulum; COPII-coated ER to Golgi transport vesicle; endoplasmic reticulum-Golgi intermediate compartment
Source: RefSeq, a predicted model, not a curated record